Vitrella brassicaformis is the source of this 2034-nucleotide messenger RNA. NCBI's taxonomy places the organism in Eukaryota, Vitrellaceae. The record is from the annotation of a GenBank genome assembly.
CUUCGCUCGACAAACAAAAGAAAAGGCAGCUCCAUGCAUACAACACCACGCAGACAGGCAAAAUGUCGCUGCCCUCUAUACGAGAGCGGCCAGCCCUUGGCCGUGCUCAUCGAACCACUCCCGCACCCCCUGCUGCACCUCUGCAAUGGUCUCAGUCCGCUCUGUCCACUCGCACGCCACGCCACGACCGAUCACGGCCGCCAGCCGAUCCAAAUCACCCACACCCUCACCCAGGCACUCAGCCAACACGCGACAGAGCCACUCGACGUUCUCAUCCGAAUCGACGGGCACACGCGGAUGACGACCUAAUGGACAUCACAUACUUGCUGGUUGAUCGCUCUCCGUGUAUUGUAUGCGAUGCACACAUACGUACCGGUGAGCAUCCACAGCAGCGUCCCCGUAACGCCAAACACAUCUGUCCGGUCGCCAACCCGCCCCAUCAUGAUUUCUGGGCCCUGGAAAUGACCCCUUCGAGACUGGGUGGUCUUGGACGAGUCGCUCGCAGCCAGACGGCCGUUGGCCCAGUCGACCAGCAGCACCGGCGGACACGAAGCGGUCGGACCACUCCAGCUGGAGCUGCUGCUCGACAAGGGGGGGUCCGUCAGAACGAGCAGGUUGGACGGGUUCACGUCGCAGUGAUACACAUGAAGCCCGUUGGCCCACACCACCCCCUCGCAGAGGUCGAACCACCAGCUGAAGGCAAGGCGCUUGUCGGCUGGCGGGCCGAGUGACAGCAGGGUCUGGCCGGGGUGGAAGUUCAUGAGCGCGCACUUGCGGGACCGAUCGCUGCCGAUGAACUCGGGAAUGCACGACGGCGGCGAGCCACUGCUGCCUGUGGUGAGGUGGGGAGGAGGGGAGAGGGGCGGGGAAGAGCUGCUGGACGAGGCCGCCGUGCCGUUGGAUGGCUCGUCACUCAACUCGAGGCCGUUGAGCCGUCGGAGAGCGCCCUCCUCGUUGGAAUAGAAGAGCCGACCAUUCUUGCCGCCCUUGAACUCCUGACGAAAGCGUCAAAAGGUCGUGUCAUGAAGGAGGGGUGUUUGCGUAUGUAUCGCCAGAAUCGAGUGUGGAUACAUACCUUGAUGACGACCUCGCGGGAAGUCUCUACGAUCCCCUCCCCAGUCACGGUCUUGCUCGUCAGCUGCACGCGAUAGCAGCUGGCCUGGCGGCCCUUGCCCACCCGGCCCCGUCGAUGCGGCACCUCCACGACACCCGUGGAGCCGUCACGCAAUGUCAGCUCCCAUCGGUGCCUCUCCUCGCCGCCGUUGCUGCCCCGCUCCCUCUCCCUCUCAGCCCGCCGCCUCUCCCUAUCACGGUCUCGGUCUCGCCCGGGGAAGCGGAUUGGCAUGACACCAGGGAUCUCGCCAAAGAGGCCAUCCUCCCGGACCUCUGCACUGUCACGGGGGGCGAUGGCGCGGCGGUUGACGAUUGGCCGCACGUUGUCUGCCUCCCACGUUUUGAUGGAGCCGUCGGGCCGACAGAUGAGGUACUGCACACACCACACACACACACACACACACACACAAGGUGUAUGGGAUCGGUCGGCCGCCGGUCGGUCCAUCCAUGUGAUGUGGGUGUGCAGUGCACCUUGUAUUCGUAUGGUGUGCCCGAGGGGAUGGAGACCGUCAGUGUCCAUGUCGGGUAGGCACUGCCCGCUGACAGCAUCAGCGGCUCCGUCUGGCGCCACUCGUGGAGGGCAGAGCAGCUGCCGAGGAUCCCAACUACAGAUCCAGAAGCCACCAAACACACGCAUCCGUCAGUGAAUCAUCUGAGCUUCCCAGUGCGUGUCUGACCUGCCUCUCCCCAUCUGGUCUUCUCGCACUUGACGCUGAAGGUCACAGGCACCAUAACCGGUGCGGGCGUGGAGGCCUCCGGCUCUUCAUCUUCAUCGUCGCCGUUUUCAUCUUGCCAUAGAGAACCAUCUGUUACUUCAUCGUUGCCCAUCUCCAUCGUUAGUUACGGGAGCAACAGAUCAGUACGUACCAGCAAUUGUACAGGCGAAGAUAAAGCUGCGAAAAGGGUCAGCUUAGAACGAAC